This is a messenger RNA of Dictyostelium discoideum AX4, 2253 nucleotides long. RefSeq lists its product as hypothetical. The record is from RefSeq and is a predicted model, not a curated record. Bases 1 to 2253 code for a protein of 750 amino acids. Gene Ontology annotation, biological process: intracellular protein transport; COPII-coated vesicle budding; endoplasmic reticulum to Golgi vesicle-mediated transport. Gene Ontology annotation, cellular component: ER to Golgi transport vesicle membrane; Golgi membrane; endoplasmic reticulum membrane. The transcript has 2 exons. Gene Ontology annotation, molecular function: zinc ion binding. NCBI's taxonomy places the organism in Eukaryota, Evosea, Eumycetozoa, Dictyosteliales, Dictyosteliaceae.
AUGAAUUUCGAUCAAAGUGAAGAUAGAGAUGGUGUUAGAUUCUCUUGGAAUGUUUGGCCAACAUCAAGAGUUGAAGCAACUAAAAAUUUAUUAGUUCCAUUAGGUUGUCUUUAUACUCCAUUACAUCAAAGUCCAGAAAUUACACAAGUACCAUAUCCACCACUUCGUUGUAAAGGUAUUUGUAAUGCAAUUUUAAAUCCAUAUUGUACUAUAGCACCACCAUAUAAAACAUGGGUUUGCCCAUUUUGUUUACAACAUAAUCAAUUUCCACCACAUUAUGCAGGUAUUUCAGAUUUAAAUAGACCAGCGGAAUUAUUACCACAUGUAACUACAAUUGAAUAUCAAUUACCAACAGCAGAAACACCAUUACCAAUCUAUUUAUUUGUAGUUGAUGUUUGUGUGCCAGAUGAUGAAUUACAAUCAUUGACAGAUUCAUUGACAAUGUCAUUAUCAUUGAUUCCAGAGAAUUCCUAUGUUGGUUUGAUUACAUUUGGAUCAAUGGUACAAUUGUAUGAAUUAGGAUUCACAAGUUGUCCAAAGUCCUAUGUAUUCCGUGGUGAUCCACCUACCAAUACAUUUAAGAUCGCCAAUUUGAUGCAAAAGGUUGGUUCACCAGAGACAAUGAAUUUACAAAGCAAACGUUUCCUCGUACCAGUUAGUGAAUGCGAAUUCCAUUUGACAUCAAUUCUCGAGGAGAUUCAAAAGGACCCAUGUAGAGUAGCUUCCGAUAAACGUCCAUUACGUGCCACCGGUAUGGCAUUCUCUGUGGCAAAUGCUUUGCUCUCAACCGUCGCUUCGAAUAUGGGUGGUAGAAUUAUGGCUUUCAUUGGUGGUCCUGCUACAACUGGUCCUGGUUUGGUUGUUUCGGAAGAUCUUCGUGAACCAAUUCGUUCACAUCAUGAAGUGAUCAAAGGUAAGACUAAAUACACUAGUAAAGCAUAUCAAUUCUAUAAAUCAAUCGGUGAGAGAUCAGUUGCCAGUGGUCAUGCCAUUGAUAUAUUCUCUUGUUCAUUGGAUCAAGUGGGUCUCUAUGAAAUGAGAGAGAUGGUCAAAUUGACCGGUGGUUAUAUGGUGUUGGCCGAUAGUUUCGAUCAUCCAAUGUUCACUCAAUCCUUCCAAAAGAUUUUCACUCGUGAAGAUAAUGCAUUCAAAAUGGGUUACAAUGCAGAGGUACAAGUUUGCACAUCCAUGUCAUUGAAGGUUUGUGGUGCCAUUGGUCAUAUGUCUUCCAGAAACAACAAGACCUCUUGCGUGGGGGAGAAUGAAAUUGGCAUUGGUGGCACUAGCAGUUGGAAGGUUUGUGCUCUCGAUCAAAAUUCAACAUUUGCCUUUUACUUUGAAAUUGCCAACACUCAACAAAAUGCUCCAGAACAAUUGGGUUUGGUUCAAUUCAUAACCUCUUAUCAAAAUAGUUUAGGUAAACAAAUCUUACGUGUUUCCACCAUUAGAAGAGAGUGGGUACAACAUACAAUGGAACAACAACAAAAUAUAACCAUGUUGGCAAAUGGUUUCGAUCAGGAAACCUCUGCCGUCUUGAUGGCACGUUUGGCAGUGUUCAAAGCUGAGACAGAAGAGUUGCCAGAUAUCACUAGAUGGUUGGAUAAGAUGUUGAUUAAAUUGGUCUCUAAAUAUGCCGACUAUAGAAGAGAUGAUCCAACCUCUUUCAAAUUGGUUUCAAACUUCUCCAUCUAUCCUCACUUUAUGUUCCAUCUCAGAAGAAGUAGUUUCCUUCAAGUUUUCAAUUCAAGUCCUGAUGAAUCAAGUUUCUAUAGAUUCAUGUUAAAUCGUGAAAACGUUUCCAACUCUUUGAUUAUGAUUCAACCAACCCUAGAGAAAUACUCGUUCAGUGGUCCACCUCAUCCAGAGGUCUUGAGUGCAAGUUCAAUCUCCAUCGAUAGUAUCCUCUUGUUGGAUACUUUCUUCCAUGUUCUCAUUUUCCAUGGUGAAACUAUAGCUCAAUGGAGAAAAGCUGGCUACGAUAAAGAUCCACAACAUCAAAACUUUAGAGACCUCUUACAAGCUCCAAGGGAUGAUGCUGCUCAUAUCCUUAAAGAACGUUUCCCUUAUCCUCGUUAUAUAGUUUGUGAUCAACACUCUGGUGAAGCUCGUUUCCUUUUAGCAACUAUCGAUCCAAAUAUAACUCACACUAGUAAUACACCUCAAGAUCCUUCAAAAGGUGAAAUCGUUUUCACUGAUGAUGUAAAUUUACAUGUCUUUUUGGAACAUUUAAAAAAGUUUGCAGUUCAAUCUUAA